AUGCUGACGGUGGCGCAGUCAUCUCUGUUGACGCAUCCCCAGGACGUGUCGUCCACCCUGACAGAACUUGGUCAACUUCUGGCCACAAUAAGUAGCCUCACCUCGACUCUGCGCACUUCUUUGGACACACUCAUCAGCAUGACUUCUAUUGACUCCAGUGUACUGACCAGUACGUCAACGUCCAUUUCAACGACUGUGACACCACCACCACCAUCGUCGGUUGCCCCACUCCCAACAGGCCGCUUAAUUACCCUUCGCGUAAUUCCCAACGGCAGCGGUUCAAAUUUUGUGGGCUUUCAACCUACGGUGAUGAAGACACCGUCGACUGUCACGUCAGAGAGCAGGUCAUCGGAGGUGAUAUCGGAGGCCAAGCCGUCUAAUCCGACGUGCGAUGUUCCUGCGAUCGCGCAAGCGCAGCCUGCUUCCGGAGUGAACACGACGGGUUCGGUGGUUGUGAACCAACUUCCAGCGGUUUCUACUCCGCCGCCGCCGCCGUCGUCGUUAGCAGUUGCGGUAAAGCCUGUUGUGAACCCCCGAAAGCGUCCCCCACCGAUAGCUAGUAAGGUGCCGGAGGGGGCAGAAAGACGCCCAUCGAAGUCGGCUAGUCCAUUGUCGGAGGAGGCGGUGACCUCCGUCCCUGUGAGCAUUUCGAAUGUUAUGGCGUCCAGUUCGCCAGUCAAUUCGGUGGCGAGCUCUGGACGAACUGAUGAGCGGCCCAACACGACAGACUCAAAUGUGACGGUGCCGGUGGCAUCUUCGUCGGAGGAGGCUGAAGAGGUGACACAACCUUCAACCGUGUCAACCCCGCAUCCCACACCUGAGGCGCAGAAAUUAGCUGCGGCCGCUCCGGCCGUCUCUAAUUGGGCCCGCAAGAACCUGUACAUUUGUCCGAUGGAGGCUUGCAGGAAGAGUUUCAUAAAACGCAGUAAGCUUCGUGAUCACCUCUGUGGCCACACCGGUGAACGACCCUACGUGUGCCCCCUCUGCAAGGCGAGAUUCAUCCGUAGCUGCGAUCUCCGACGACACAAUUUAUCUCACUCGAAAGCCGAAAACAGCGUCCCCGAUUCCUCCUCUCCUCAUUCUAUCUCGUGA
Messenger RNA from Spirometra erinaceieuropaei, 1092 nucleotides. NCBI's taxonomy places the organism in Eukaryota, Metazoa, Platyhelminthes, Cestoda, Diphyllobothriidea, Diphyllobothriidae. The record is from the annotation of a GenBank genome assembly.